GCUGGCCCUCUCCAUCCUUCUCUCUCUCUCUCCCUCCCUCCCUUCCUCUCUCUGUGUGUGUUUUUGUAUGUGGCGAGCAUUCCCCUGCCUAGAGCCAAGAGCUGGAAUCGUGUCGACAUGGCCGAGAACGCGGGAACGCUCGAGCUUUGAAUGUUGGUAGAAGAAUAUCACGUUUCUGUCCGGGUAGCGUGGGCAGAUAUCUUACCGCUCCCAUCUUUCAAGAGACGCCGCCAGACGUCCUUUUCCAUCCUGUCUGUCGUCUUAAAGCAUCCCCCCUCCCCCCCUUUAUCUGCCCCCGGAAACAUCCACUCGUAAGGCCGCAAGGUGAGACACACACACACAUAGCACAUAGCAAGGUUUCACUUUCCGCUGGCAGAAAGUAAGAAUUUCGUUUUCUUUUCUUUUCCUUUACCCUUUUCAGCCCCUACAAGGCAGUAGAGAGACAGGCGUGUGUGUGUCCAACUAGUCAUGGCGGCCGUCUAUGACGCCGAUGACGACGCCGCAGCCUUCACCUCGUCCGGGAACGGCAAUGCUUCAAAGGCUAUUCUCCCCACAGGGUCCAUGGACGACGACGAGCUGCUCUCGAGGGUCUUGCCGCGGGGAGACACGGCGGCCAUCCAAGUGGCGCGUAUGGCCAUUGCACAGGAGUCGCAGUCCGAGUCCGACGACAGCGAUGUAGAAUACGCUCGACCCCACACCCGGCAGUCUCUUUCAGAGUCCAGCCUGUUGAUGGGCCAGGGCGGCGGCGCCGUCGCAGCUGCUGCUGACCGCUUUGAUGGUUUCCUCGAUACGGCCUUAGAGAGGCACGAAAGGCAUGGAAGGCAUGAAAGGCAUGAAAGGGCAGCCCCCCGUUCCGCACGAGAGAGCGUCGAGCUUAGUCGCCCUUCCCGCUCAUUGUCUCGGGUCGACAUGGUCCCCCAGGACUACUCCAAUUCCCCUCGCCCUUACACCACCAGCAGGAAUGACGACAGGGAGGGCGUGGCCGUUCCCGCUCGCCGUUCCUCCCGUCCCGAUCCAGCCAUCGACAGCCCCGAUCGAACAGCAGCCAGGAGAAGGGGAAGCUCACGCCGCGACUAUAACACGCCACAACGCCCGCCGCGUGCCGACGAGAUCGAGGCCGCCAGACGGUUGCUGGCGCAGGUUUCCGAGGCCGAAGAACACUCGUACAGAGACGACGACAAAGGGGCAGAAGAUUAUCCCCCGAGGGUGCCUCGCUCCGCAACACCUCCGCCCAUAGGAGGCCGACGCCGCAGGCUCAUCCUUGUCGAUUCGGACGAGGACGAGGACAACCGGGACGCCCACGGUGACGAGGACGACGAGGACGAGGAAGACGACGGCGUCACCGACCAGGAAUACCACGGGUACCUCCACGAGCCCAGUCGCAGCAGCAGGAGGAGGAGGAGGAGGAGUGAGAACAGAGACAUAGUAGCGACGCCCAUCACCGUCAUCCACAACCCCAUCCAAGAAGACACGUCCGAGCCGCAUCAUCGGUACACGCCCGACCGUUCCGUCACGCCGAGGACGUCGUCCAGGCAGUCGUCGCAACCGCCGACACGAUCGCGUGCGGCCGACGCCCUCGCCUCGCACAAGAAGGGGCUCCGGACGCCGGUUCUGGAUCAUAACCGUCUGUAUCACGAUGCUGAGCCGCCGCCGAUCAGCCAACGACGACGACCACGCAACAACAGCAACGGCAGCACGAGCAACAAACUACGCGCCCGCAGGACGACGACGACAGCAGCAGCAGUGGCACCGGCAACAAUAGCAACAACAGCGUAUUACAGAGAGCGCCCAGGCAUGGAGGAGGAGGUGAUCCACGACUACAGCGUGAAGAAUGGGCUGGGCGGCGGCGGCGGUGGCGGCGGGCCGCCGGCGAUGCUGACGCCGGACUACAGGCCGGCGACGGCCGACGGGAGGAAGACGGCGAUGAGCGACGACUCCUUUUCCAUCUCGAGGCAGUCGACGUCGAAGCAAAGCGUCACGAGCAACGGGUCGUCGAGCCGCGGCGUCGACUUCUUCGGGCCGGGCAUCUUCCAGGUCGUCCUGCACAACCCGACGACGGUGCACCAGCUGCUCAAGUUCGCCGAGGCCCGCUUCUGCAGCGAGAGCGUCGAGUUUCUGAAGAAGGUCGAACAGUAUCAGACUGUCCUGAACGACCUCGCCGGCAUCAUGACGAGCAUUCACAAGGACUUCCUCGCCGAGGACUCGACCAAGCAGAUCAACGUCAACGGCGAGCUGCGCAAGUCGGUCCAUGCCGAGAUGAAGUCCCUCGUCACCAAGACGCUCCCGUCCAUGGAGACGCUCUUCUCGGAGCUGCAGGAGAGCGUCGAGCAGGACGUCUUCCUCGACAUCUACCCUCGCUUCGUCCGCUCUCAGAUGGCCCUGAGCGCGACCAGGGCCUUGUCGUCGAACCGCCACACCUACCAGGGGCUCGGCGACUGCUUCUGCCUGACGAAUCCCGGCCUGGCCGACAACCCGAUCGUAUUCGCCUCGGAUGGCUUCGUCAAGGUCACCGGCUACACGCGCUCCGAGAUCAUCCCGCGAAACUGCAGAUUCCUCCAGGGGCAACACACCGACCGGGUCCCCGUCCGCAGGCUCAAGACGGCCAUCAACGAACGUAAGGAAUCGGUUGAGUUGAUUCUGAACUACAAGAAGAACGGCGACCCGUUCUGGAACCUGCUUUACGUUGCCCCUUUGUACAACGAAGCGGGGAAGCUGGCCUUCUUCAUCGGCGGCCAGGUCAACUGCUCCACGACCAUCCACAGCAACGCCGAUGUCAUGAGGGUCCUGUCCGUGUCCAACAACGACGAUGUCCAGGACAAAGUCAAGGACAGCAAAGUCAAGGCGCCGCUGCCACUCCACCGAGCCUCGUCUGCGCCGUCGGCGCGCAAGGCCUUCCUGAAGGCCCUCGGUGUCAAGGUGGACGACGCCCACGCACUCACCACGUCGUCGGUCAUCGACCCGGGCAUGGAGAGCAAGCUGCUCCACCAGCUCGAGGGGAGAGACCUGAACACGCAGAUGAAGGAAUUUUACACUGCGUACUCCAAGUACCUCGUCGUCAGCUACGACGCCUUCAUCAUCCGCUUCUACUCCGAGGGCGUCCUGGACAUGCUCCACCCGGCCAACAACACCGUCGGCCUCGUGGCCGGGCAGGACGUCUUCCGCUUCCUCAAGCAGAACAUGGUGAACCACCAGUCCGACUACAAGUCGCGCGUACGCAACGCCCUCCGCGCCGGCGGCCCCGUCAGCGUCGACGUGCGCCUGCAGACCCGCCGCAGCGCCCUGUUCCGCGGCGACGAGCGGUUCGUGACGCACUGGACGCCCCUGAAGGACGAGAAGUCGGCGGUGCGCUGGGUCGUCGUCACCAUGUCGCCCGCCAUCUCGUGAUCGAGUUCGUUGAUGAUGAGGGGCAGGCAGUGUUGUACAAUAAAGACGAGAGAUGUAAAAGAGAAGGGGGAAAAGGGGGCGGGACAGGCGGGAGUUUGAUAAAUGAUGAAUUUUCUGCGAACCAAGUCAAAAGCAAUACAAGAAUACCC
Colletotrichum destructivum is the source of this 3533-nucleotide messenger RNA. Its product is annotated as Putative PAS domain, RGS domain, PAS domain superfamily, RGS domain superfamily, RGS, subdomain 2. The coding region runs from base 469 to 3384 and encodes 971 amino acids. NCBI's taxonomy places the organism in Eukaryota, Fungi, Ascomycota, Sordariomycetes, Glomerellales, Glomerellaceae. The transcript is spliced from 5 exons. Gene Ontology annotation, cellular component: nucleus. The record is from RefSeq and is a predicted model, not a curated record.